GAAAAAAGUGAUAGGCCGACGUAGUAGUGGUAGACUGGGAAGUACUCAGUAGUGUGUAAGUCAGUAAGUGUGUUUGUGUGUGACAGCAGUUACUAGUUAGUGUUAACUGUUAAGUACUCGUAGUUGGGAAGAUGGAUCUACAAUCUAGUCCGUAAUCUGUGUUCUUGUUCCCCUCGAAAUCGUCUUCUCUGACUCUGGUAAGUAGUUGCAGUUGAAGCAAUACUACAUUCAAUUCAAUGAGCGGUUCAAGUUCGAGUUCUCGGGGAGCAGGCGGUGGCUGGUUGAGAUGGUGUUUGGUGAUGUUUGCAGUGACCUCCGCACUGUGCGUGUCUGCUCCUGCUCUUUAUUGGAAGUUGAAUCAUCAUCAUCAUCAUCAACAACACUUGUCUUCUUCAUCUUCUUGUCCUCCUUGCUCCUGCGAUUGCCCUCCUCCUCCUUCUCUCCUUCAGAUUGCUCCUGGAUUGGCCAAUCUUUCCGUCCCAGAUUGUGGGCAGAAUGACCCGGAUCUGAAGAAAGAAAUGGGAAAGCAAUUUGUGGAUCUGCUCACAGAAGAGCUGAAGCUGCAGGAGAGUGUUGCUGCAGAGCACGCGCAUCAUAUGAACGCCACAUUGACGGAAGCAAGAAGAGUUGCUUCUCAGUACCAAAGAGAAGGUGACAAAUGCAUUGCUGCUACUGAAACCUGCGAGGCUGCCAGGGAACGCUCUCAGGAUUCCAUCAGGAAGGAGAUCAAGCUUACUUCUUUGUGGGAGCGUCGCGCUCGCAACUUAGGCUGGGAGGACCAUUAAUUCUAACUUACCAAAUGUAUCACCUUCAUACCUCACUUUCUUUUUGCUGCUUAUUCAUACCGCCUUCCUAUCUAUCAACUUGCUUUGCAUUUGUCUAUAUUAAAAUCAAUUCAAUGUGUUAUUACAAUAUACUACACUUGUCUUAUGGCUCAAUAGUCUGAAUCUUGCCCAAACUAUGUGUUGCUUGGUAGACUGAUGAGAGAAGUAAAAUAGUGUUCAUCUGCGAACCUGUUUUACAAUCACACAACAUGUAUUCAGCUUAACUUUUACUCAAUGACCAAGGAGUCAAAAUAUUUCAUCAUGUACUACUGUACUUUCCCUUC
Messenger RNA from Chenopodium quinoa (quinoa), 1108 nucleotides. RefSeq lists its product as uncharacterized. NCBI's taxonomy places the organism in Eukaryota, Viridiplantae, Streptophyta, Magnoliopsida, Caryophyllales, Amaranthaceae. The transcript has 3 exons. The record is from RefSeq and is a predicted model, not a curated record. The coding region runs from base 237 to 785 and encodes 182 amino acids.